AUGGCCGUUCCGCUGGCUCUUGGCGACGAUAGUGGAAUUACUAUUGCUCAUCCCGGUACCGUACAAGACAUGAAGGUCACCGAGGAAAACACGCUGAACGGUACAUAUCAUGAUGCUGAGACAACGAUCGUCUCCGCCGCUGUUAUUUCUCGACGUUCGGGAAACCCACUCUCCUUUCAGUUCGUCAACAACUUUUCCGGGCGGGCUGUCAAUGCCUACUUUGUCGGCCUGGACCCCCAAAACCGCGUCGUGUUUGUCCGACAAAACGGCACCCUCAUCUACCCCAGCUCCGGCGGGUCUGGCGUGCCCGUGCCCGUCCGAGAAGACGUCAAGAUUGCGCUCCCCGGCAAAGGGCGGAUCCUCAACAUGACGCUCCCGAUCCCGCUCGAGUCGGGGCGCAUCUACUUUUCCGAGGGCGAGCUGCAGUUCUCCAUGGUGCGCAACGGCGACGGCGGCGACAGCCUCGUGCAGCCGUCCGUGACCAACCUCGACGACCCCAGCGCGGGCACCAACUGGGGCUUCGUCGAGCUGACGCUGACCAAGGACGGCGCCGUGUACGCCAACAUCAGCUACGUCGACUUCAUCGGCAUGAUCCUCGCCAUGGACCUGGCCACGGGCGACGGCGCGCCGAAGCAGGUGACCAAGGGCCUCGCGGGCGGCGCCAUGCCCAAGAUCUGCGACGACCUGCGCCGGCAGGGCGCCCGCGACGGCCGGCCCUGGGGCAAGAUGUGCAUCGCCAACGGCGCCGGCGCCGCGGUGCGCGUGCUCUCCCCCAGAGACUACACCGUCAUCGACCCCCACAGCUUCGCCGACUACUGGGACAGCUACGUCAACGACGUCUUUGCCAAGUACGCCCAGCAGCCCCUCAUUGUCAACACCCAGGGCGAGGCCGGCAACGUGAGCUGCCGCGUCGACGGGGACCAGCUCACCUGCGCCGGCGACGACCGCGCCUUCCAGAAGCCGUGCGCCGCCGACAUCUGGGGCUGCAACGGCGGGCCGUUUGAGAACCGCGGCAACGGCGUGCACCUGGCCGCCGUCGCGCGCAUCUGCGCUGCCUUUGUCCGCGGCACGCUCCUCAUGCCGGGUGGCGACGUGCAGCCGAGCCUGCCUGCCAGCGCGUACUACGGCGAGGGCCCGGCGGACCACUACAGCCGCCUCAUCCACUAUCACGAGGUCGAUGGCCGAGGCUAUGCGUUCCCAUACGACGAUGUCAAUCCUGGUAAAGAGGAUGCCUCUGGCACUGUUUCCUCUGGCCGUCCAGAGACAUUGACUGUCUAUGUUGGUGGCUACUCAGGGUAG
Cordyceps militaris CM01 is the source of this 1299-nucleotide messenger RNA. RefSeq names its product glucan endo-1,3-beta-glucosidase precursor, putative. Lineage: Eukaryota; Fungi; Ascomycota; Sordariomycetes; Hypocreales; Cordycipitaceae. The transcript has a single exon. The coding region runs from base 1 to 1299 and encodes 432 amino acids. The record is from RefSeq and is a predicted model, not a curated record.